AUGGACAACUCUGUGAAGCUAGCCAUGCUAGGCCGAAUUAGCAUAGCCACACAGCUAGAUGAGGGACACCGCAUUGCCAUAAGAAGGCACAACGAGGAGGUGGACAGGAAUCGGCAUAUUUUGUCAAAGAUCAUUGUUGCCGUGAAAUUUUGUGGUGCCUUUGAACUUGCUUUGCGUGGUCACGAUGAGAGUGACGCAUCAGAAAACCCUAGCAUUUUCCUGGGUCUAAUUGAUCUCAUGGCCUCAAUCGACCGUGAGUUGGAGGUGCACCUGGAGAACGCCACUGUUUUUAAAGGCACUUCGAAGACCGUGCAAAAUGAACUGUUAGACUGCAUGUUGUCAGUUCUCAGAGACCACAUUCUGGAAGAGGUGAAACAGUCGGACUACAUUGCCAUUCAGGCAGACGAGACAACAGACAUCUGCACUCAUUGUCAGCUUGUGCUUGUGCUACGGUACAUAGAUGGCCACAACAACAUUCAAGAACGCUUUUUUGAGUUUAUCGCGCUUCCAAAUGCGAACGCUGAUACGAUUGCGACUGCAUUAUUGGAAAGGCUGAGCACCAUCCUUCCAGCGGGACAAGAGGGAAAAUUAAUUGCCCAGGCCUAUGAUGGUGCCGCAGUGAUGAGGGGUGCUACUGGUGGAGUGCAGCGUAAAGUGCAAGACGUCUACGGGAGUGCAUACUACGUUCACUGUUAUGCGCAUCAGUUGAACCUCAUUAUGCAGCAGGCAACAUCCCACAUCGCAAAGAUCGGCCAGUUUUUUUCAGACGUAGGGGGGUUUUCGACAUUUUUUUCCAAGUCAUUCAAACGAACGGCAGUGCUGGAUGAAGUGGUGGCACACAGACUUCCAGGUGCUUCAACAACGCGAUGGAACUUCCACAGUCGAGCUGUUAACACAGUUUACGAGCACAAAGACGAACUGGUUAAGUGCUUCCAAACCAUUCGAGACAGAGGAGACUUUGAUGCCAUAUCGAAGAGAGAGGCCGGGGGUUGUAUGAGAAUGUUGGAAGAUGAGGUUUUCUGUUUCAUCCUGGCUUUAUUCCACAAAAUCAUGCCACAUGUAGACAUGCUGUUUAACCAUCUGCAGAAGAGGAACAUAGACUCUGUCUUCAUCGCAGGGAUCACCCAGAGGUUCACUCACAGCAUACAGGCCAUCAGGGACUCCGUUCCUUCUCUAGUUGAGGAUGAGGAGUAUAGGGGACCUGUAUAG
Molecule: messenger RNA, 1209 nt
Organism: Carassius carassius (crucian carp)
Lineage: Eukaryota; Metazoa; Chordata; Actinopteri; Cypriniformes; Cyprinidae
Product: zinc finger MYM-type protein 1-like
Exons: 2
Coding region: 1-1209 (402 amino acids)
Source: RefSeq, a predicted model, not a curated record